AAUUGGCGCCAUUUAUAAACGCAACUGCACUUUGUUAAGCCCAAGAGUCCUACACGUGACAAGAUGUUGCUGAAACGACAAUCUGAGUGUGCGACUGUUUACCUGGUCGUUGCAGUUUUUCUUGCAUUGCACCCGACGCAAAUGGAGGCCGCUACCUUGAGAAGGACAGAAAAAAGGGAUGGACGGAAAGAACCGACUGCGAGCAGCAUUCGAGAAGGAGUCAUCUUAUUUGGCAAAGCUCCUAAAAAUGCUUCCUUGGAUGAUGACACUUCUUACCAAGCCGACUUUACAGGAUUUCACAAAGGAAAGGUUUUCGAUGUCAGCUCAAAAGAAGCUCAGUGGAAGCGCAUGUCCCCUUCGCUGCUGUGUGGAUCGGACCACAUGAAAUUCCGAGCUGUUGGAUCACCUGUGAAGUAUUUGGCACUGAACCAACAUCCUCCCAUGCCUUUGUCCCAUAUGCCUACAACCUGUGGCUACAAUAUGCAUAGCCACCCCUUUGGCCUUGUAAUGGAUGUCCCCUAUGGUGGCUGCUAUGUUGUCCAUGAGCAUGGACACUACCAUCUUCAACUGCUUUGGAAUGGAAUCCCGGUGACCCUGAUUUGCCCAAAACUGCUAGAUGUUUCCGCAACUGCAUCUCCAGUGACAGACUACCCAUUCACAUUACCUUGGCACCAGCCUACAGCUGUAGCCCCGCAAGACCCCACUUACCCUCAAGUGCCUCCAGGGUUUCACCAUUCUCCCUAUUUCCAGUACCUCUUUCAACUGCUCCCGAAAACAGGGCAAAAUUCAGCUCACUGGCAGUUUCAGAAUCAGAAUCAUUGGCAUCAUCUACACCACAAAACUAGCCAAUCUACUUCGUCUCCACAAGAUGCAGCAAAUGUUUACAAUUUGUACCAACAGCUUCUGCAACAAAACCAGGCCACUACUACCACCGCUUCCCCACAAGAUCAAGCUUCUAUGCAGGCUAAGCUUUCCUAUCUGUACCAAAUGCUUCAACAAAACCAGGGCUAUACUACCCCUUUCCCACAAGAUCAGUCGUCUAUGCUGGCUUACUUUUACUAUCUGAACCAACUGCUUCAACAAAACCAAACCUCUACUGCCUCCCCACAAAAUUCCAGCUUCUGGGAAUGCUUAUCUUCACUAUUUGUAUCACCUACUCCAAAAGCAUAACUACCCCACCGCAACUCCACAAGACCCUCUCUUUGAGCUGCCUAAAGGGAUGUCUCCAUAUUUUUACCACUUGCUCAAACAUCUAUACAAAGCCAAAGGAUCUACAACUGCGAUGCCACAGUGGGGGCAGCAUUUGGGAUCCCAUAUGUAUCCCUGGCUGUAUGCUAAUCAAGGUGAAGCAUCAGGUUCGUCUGACCAGUCCAAAUCAUCUUAUAUGUCCGACCCCUACUGGUAUUCCCUCUAUGCCAGCCAAGCCUCUACAGGUGCAGCAACUACUGCACCUCCCUCCUCUGGUCAUGUGCCUUGGUAUGGCCAAGGGAAAAUUCCAUGGUGGUUCCCCGGACAAGCAGACCAGACUACAGCUUCACCCAAGCCUUCAAAGUAUGGCCAGUUUCCUAUGUGGUAUCCAGUGCAACAAACCACUGCCAUGCCAACUAUCAAGGCUCCAGGACAGUGGCCGUUUAAUCCUGUUGAAGUUUCUCAGCUGCAGAGCAAUUUCGGCAUGUCAGAAUAAAGUUUGAGAAAAUCCUAAGUUUGGCUUUCUCUUCACUGUGCUAAAUCAGUUUGUAAGGGGUAAUUUGAACAAUUUAGUCUGUCUGCUAUAAGGGGCCAAAAAGCAUAGUGACCAGACUGAACAUGGUAGGCUUACAGAUAUCUUUACUGAAGAACUUAAGGGGGUAAAUUCCUUGCAAAAUGGUGGUUGGAUGUCUUUGUCAAUGCUUGGAGAAAUCUUUAAAGGAUUAGUUGCAGUGAAACUUAACAUGUACUUAUGUAAUUUCUCAAACUACUUCAACUUGACACAUGCUAUUUAGUAUCUCUUCUCACUAAAGCAGUUUUGUAUGAACAAGAGUUUGCAAGUUUUUUAUUUUUUGUUGAAAUGAGUACUUCGUCAACUGCAGGCUGACACCUGCUUUGACUUGUUCAUUUGCAGACUGGUAAAAUGACCCUUUUAACAUGGAGAAUGAACUGUUUCUACAGAGGCCAGUGCAUGCACACCCCAUUCUGUCUGUUCGUGUACAUCUUAGUCCUCUUCCUUUGGGCGUCCCGUGAUGACACACAUACACAGCUCUUCACACUUCACUGCCUCUAAGCUGCACGUGACACAGACACUGCUAUCCUUUUGAAAAGGACCAUUGUGCAGCAGUGGUCUUCCUACUCAGUCCAUAUAAAAUGUCUUCUUUUACUAGGUUAAAAUAAUGUAGAACACUGGAGGUUACAGAUCUGAAAUUUAGCUGGGAAACUGGCCUCUGGUCUGUUCAAAUCAUUCUGUCUACAUCAGAGAGAAAUCACGAUGCUCUGGAUUGUACUUCAGAAUAGGACAACAUGUCAAUAGCAGUGACAGUAGCUCCAACCCAUCCACCCUGUAUCUUUAUGGAGGACUAUGAUGUGGAUAUGGAAGAGGAGGAUGCAUUGUUUGUGAUGAAGGCUCCGCCACCCAAACCCUGGUGGAUGGAGUAUGAGGAGGACACCCGGCACCGGAGCACCACGCGGGGCUGCAUGGUUAACAGUCGUAGCUGGGCCGAAGAGCUCCAGGACAUCAUAGCACAGGCCCAAACCGAAGACUGUUGUGGUGAAGGAAGAACAAGACUCUCCUCCAUCUCUGCCCAGAGGAACGAGAGGGAGUCCAUCAGGCAGAAACUUGCCCUUGGCAGUUUCUAUGACGACGAGCCCGUCAUCUACACUAGCAGCUGCAGCAAAAAUGGACCGUCCUCCCGUCGGCAAAGUGCUGUGAACCUGCAGGUAUGCUUUGUCAAUGACAGCAGCAGUGACAAGGACAGCGACGCAGAGGACAGCAGGACGGAGACCAGCCUGGACACUCCUCUGUCACCUGUGAGCAAACAGAGCUCUUCUUUGUCCGACCGGGACACAGCGGAGGAGGACUCAGACCCUUUAGAUGACUGUGGGGGCUUCUGGAGGGUCCAGAGGAGGCUGCAGGAGGAGGCUCGCGUGGCUCUGGCCCUGGCUCGGCCCAUGGCUCGAAUGCAAGUGGAAGUGGAAAGACAGAUCCAGCUUCAUCGAAGGUCACCUGUGGCUGACCUGCUCCCCAAUCUUCCUCACAUCAGUGAGGGCCUUAUGAAGAGGACUCUGCGGAGAGGGGACAUGAGGGACAUGAAUCUUGGACAACUGCAAGUCAUCACUAAUGACUUACACUCCCAGGUUCAGAGUCUGAAUGAGGAGCUUGUGCAGCUCCUGCUCUUGAGGGAUGAGCUUCAUGUUGAACAGGAUGCUAUGCUCGUUGACAUUGAAGACCUUACCCGGCAUGCUCAUACCCAUUAUCGACACCAGACAGAGAAAGCUAUGUCAAAAUAAAAGCCCUGUUCCAGUGUCCUGCACGCCACCAACAUACAACAUGGUCCAACACUCAUGUUACUAAUGACUCCAUCUGUAUUGGCUGUCCUUAGAGAAUUAAUUGCAUCAUACCUUUGGAUUACAGGAUAAUGUUGGAAAAAGGGUAGAGCUGGGUGCAUUGUGUAGAAAAGAUUUUCAUUUCUUUUCACAGCAUGAACAAACAUUGUGUGAAUAGGCCAGAUGAACAACUCCAACUUCAAUUUAAAUUAAUUUCACAAAUAUUACAUGGUUUUAUUUGAACUUUUACAACCAUUGUUGCCAAGCAAGUGAAUGAAUUCAUAUUUAGAACAAUAUUAUAUACAAUAUAAUAUAUUAAGUAUACAGUAUACUAACAUGGCUAGACAGUAUAACACUUACAUACAAUAUGUAGUUAUCAGCCUGCUUCACUUUGUUGCUCUAACAUGGCAGCAGCUUUAUCAAUGACAGUUGGAUGAUGACAGUUGGAUAAUGACUCACUGCUUCACCUCAAAUGUUAAAAUGUUUUGAGAAAUGUACUAAUGUAUUAAGACCUUUCAUUUGCCAAAUGUACUCCACAUUUUAUGGUUCCAUUUAGUGGGAUAGUUAAUGCAAACGUGGAGACAAUUUUACAUAAAAAAUAUGCAAUGCGUUUUGCUCAAGUUUACUAAUGAGAUGUGUUUAUGUAAACAGCAUAAGAAGACAUAUUUAUUUGUCAAUACAUAUUUAUGGACACCGUGUGUAAAUGUAAAAGACUUUAUUAAAGAUGAAGGAUACGCCUUGUUUAGCUAGGUUUCCACUCGCUUUUUACCACAGAUGUCUUUAUAUGCUUUGUCAGUGGUUGUAAAAAUAAAGUGUGUGAACGUAA
Messenger RNA from Boleophthalmus pectinirostris (great blue-spotted mudskipper), 4342 nucleotides. Its product is annotated as schwannomin-interacting protein 1-like. The record is from RefSeq and is a predicted model, not a curated record. The coding region runs from base 2494 to 3480 and encodes 328 amino acids. The transcript has 12 exons. Lineage: Eukaryota; Metazoa; Chordata; Actinopteri; Gobiiformes; Gobiidae. Gene Ontology annotation, cellular component: cell junction; plasma membrane. Gene Ontology annotation, biological process: positive regulation of hippo signaling.